Messenger RNA from Entamoeba histolytica HM-1:IMSS, 390 nucleotides. RefSeq lists its product as uncharacterized. The transcript has a single exon. Bases 1 to 390 code for a protein of 129 amino acids. NCBI's taxonomy places the organism in Eukaryota, Evosea, Mastigamoebida, Endamoebidae. The record is from RefSeq and is a predicted model, not a curated record.
AUGUGUCUUGUAUUUGGUCUUGGAGGAAUGCUUGAUACUACUAUAUUGGAAAAGCAAGGAAAUGGUUUUAAUUUUAAAGCAAUUGGUAGUGAUGUUUAUUUCGGAGGAUUAUAUUUUAAUAUGAAUUUAAUGGAAUUUGGUAUGUCCAAAUUGAAAGCGAUAAAUAAGACUAAAGCACAAAGACGUAUUUUUAAAGGAAGUGACUGUUGGAUACAACGAAACAUAAAGAAACAACUAAAAUAUAACUUAAGAAAAGAGGUUGAAAAGACAAAGAUUGAAUUAUCAAUCAAUUUAUAUUGUGAGUUAGACAUUUCAGAAUUACUUCCUAAAUCCAAUCUUUAUAAAAUUGAUGAUAAUGUUGAUUAUGGUUAUGACUAUCGUAGUGAAUGA